Pelobates cultripes (western spadefoot toad) is the source of this 1119-nucleotide messenger RNA. Lineage: Eukaryota; Metazoa; Chordata; Amphibia; Anura; Pelobatidae. The record is from the annotation of a GenBank genome assembly.
AUGGGGCUGCUUAUUCAAAUACCGCGGCUGCUAUGGUGCUGCUUAUUCAAAUACCGCGGCUGCCAUGGAGCUGCUUAUUCAAAUACCUCGGCUGCUAUGGGGCUGCUUAUUCAAUUACCGCGGCUGCAAUGGUGCUGCUUAUUCAAAUACCUUGGCUGCUAUGGGGCUGCUUAUUCAAAUACCGCGGCUGCUAUGGUGCUGCUUAUUCAAAUACCGCGGCUGCUAUGGUGCUGCUUAUUCAAAUACCGCGGCUGCUAUGGUGCUGCUUAUUCAAAUACCGCGGCUUCCAUGGUGCUGCUUAUUGAAAUACCGCGGCUGCUAUGGUGCUGCUUAUUCAAAUACCGCGGCUGCUAUGGUGCUGCUUAUUCAAAUACCGCGGCUGCUAUGGUGCUGCUUAUUCAAAUACCGCAGCUGCAAUGGUGCUGCUUAUUCAAAUACCGCGGCUGCCAUUGUGCUGCUUAUUCAAAUACCGCGGCUGCCAUGGAGCUGCUUAUUCAAAUACCGCGGCUGCCAUGGUGCUGCUUAUUCAAAUACCGCGGCUGCCAUGGUGCUGCUUAUUCAAAUACCGCGGCUGCUAUGGUGCUGCUUAUUCAAAUACCGCGGCUGCUAUGGUGCUGCUUAUUCAAAUACCGCGGCUGCCAUGGUGCUGCUUAUUCAAAUACCGCGGCUGCCAUGGUGCUGCUUAUUCAAAUACCGCGGCUGCCAUGGUGCUGCUUAUUCAAAUACUGCGGCUGCUAUGGGGCUGCUUAUUCAAAUACCGCGGCUGCCAUGGUGCUGCUUAUUCAAAUACCGCGGCUGCUAUGGAGCUGCUUAUUCAAAUACCGCGGCUGCUAUGGUGCUGCUUAUUCAAAUACCGCGGCUGCCAUGGUGCUGCUUAUUCAAAUACCGCGGCUGCCAUGGUGCUGCUUAUUCAAAUACCGCGGCUGCUAUGGUGCUGCUUAUUUAAAUACCGCGGUAGCUAUGGUGCUGCUUAUUCAAAUACCGCGGCUGCUAUGGUGCUGCUUAUUCAAAUACCGCGGCUGCCAUGGUGCUGCUUAUUCAAAUACCGCGGCUGCUAUGGUGCUGCUUAUUCAAAUACCGCGGGAGCCAUGGUGCUGCUUAUUCAAAUACCGCGGCUGA